UGGAGCCUAAAAGUGAAGCAAACCAUCGUCUCUCGAACUCGACAAAACCCCCAAGUCAGCUCCUUCCUGUAAUGCGAAAGCCAUGAUAGAGGGAAUUUCCGAACGUGAUGUUCCUACGAUGUUACCAAUCAAGGCGACAAGUCCGAGCCGAGAGUCAGAGCCUUUAUUGCCUCCGUGACGGUACCUUGCCUUUUUGCGUCCGACAACGACUUUUAGAGGACACUUUAUGCGCCUAGUCAUACAAGAUUUGGCCUGGCUUUGACGGCACAGCUGUGGAGUUGCCAGCUAUGCCGCCGCAUUAUUACUACCAUCUCAAAUUCGAGCUGUAUCCGACGCCCGAUCCUGCCGACAGCGGAGAUCACAGCCGUACCGACCACUCGUCCGACCGACCCGGCGACAUCUGGGCGCCUUCUCCGGGCGCGACCAUAUUCGACGACCUUCCUUCGCACCCCCGCUGCCCAGAACCGACACUCCCGCGCUGGGCGAGUUACGACGGAUACCAGCACGAUCAUUGCGACGGAAACAGCGGCCGUGCCUCGGGGACAUACGGUGCCGCUGCCGCGACGAACUCGAGGGUCAUCGACUGCGGCGGGCAGCGCGGUAAAUCCCACGACACCGGCGACAACGGGCGGAACGUAGUGCGACUGAGCGAGCGGCAAUAUCGCGCGAGAACGCAAUCCCCGCCGCCGACGGUGUCGGACGGGAUCGGUCCACGAACCGCCGUUAGAGACUGGCGGUUCGGGAGGAUCAGUAUCGAGAGUUUUGAUCCCGUGCGGGAAUACCAAGAGGAGGAGGACGAGAAGAGGACGAAGAACAUGGAGGGCAAGCAAGAGGGCGAGGCCUCGUCAGCCAUGCCCACUGCGCCUACCCCUGCGGCGAGCCUCGGACCAAACCUGGGCGGGGUGGGACAGGCUACCAAGGCCAGAUAUGUUCCGCUGGAGACGAAAAGUACACAUGCUGGGUGGGGGAUUGUGCACCUCUAUCGUGAAGGAGAAGACGAACCGAGUGCAGCAGAGUGGUUACCAGAGGUGCAGGAUGGGCCGCAGGCGGGGAAUACGCAGGGAACUGGUGGGAGUGGAGGCGACGAGGAGGGCACGGUUCUGUGCAUCCUCGCUGUGCCUAGCUACAUGUCGCCGAACGAUUUUUUGGGUUUCAUAGGGGAAAGGUGGCGGGGGGAUGUCAGCCAUUACCGGAUGGUCAUGACGAGCAGGAUGAGCCGGUACAUGGUGCUCAUGAAGUUCCGAGAUCCCCGAAGGGCUAAGCAGUGGCGGAAGGAGUUCGACGGCAAGCCGUUUGAUAGCGUGGAGACCGAGAUCUGCCACGUUGCCUUCAUCAAGUCUAUCGCGGUUGAGACGCCGACCCGGACAGGCAGGCAAAGGAAAGCUUCCGAAGGCAACGUUCUGGCUACGUCGCCUGUCAACUCGCUGAAACCGUUCCCGCCGCCAACUCCAAAUCUUAUUGAGCUCCCCACCUGUGCGGUGUGCCUCGAGCGGAUGGAUGACACUACCGGCCUGAUGACAAUACUCUGCCAGCACGUAUUUCACUGCACUUGUCUACAGACAUGGAAAGGCUCGGGCUGUCCCGUCUGCCGGGCUACGAACCCGAAGCCGAACCAGGACGGCUAUGACCCAGACAACCCGUACUCGCAGCCGUUCGGCUCUGGCGUGUCCAACAUCUGCAGUAACUGCAACUGCACCGACGACCUCUGGAUUUGUCUGAUUUGCGGCAAUGUUGGCUGCGGACGGUAUAACGGAGGGCACGCCAAGGAGCAUUGGAAGUUGACGGCGCACAGCUUCAGCCUCGAGUUGGAGACGCAGCACGUCUGGGACUACGCCGGCGACAUGUGGGUGCACCGGCUGAUCCGCGACAAGGGCGACGGUAAGAUUGUCGAGUUCCCAGCAAGCAACAACGCCAACGACCGCCAGGCGCCGGGCUCGGCUGCUCAGGAAGAUGUCGUCCCGCGCGCCAAACUCGACCGCAUCGGCAUGGAGUACUCACACUUGCUCACGAGCCAACUGGAGAGCCAGCGCGUUUACUUCGAGGAAAUGGUCAGCAAGGCGGCGGACAAAGCUGCCAAAGCCUCGGCGGCAGCCGACUCGGCCUCGGCGCAGGCGGCCGAGGCGCUCAAGCAGCUCGCUGUGCUGCGCGAGGAGCACCGCAUUCUCAAGGAAGACACCGUCCCCGCGCUGGAGCGCGAGUUGGCGCGCGAGAAGAACCGCGCCGCCAAGUCGGCCGAGCUGGCGCGGAACCUGGGCAAGGCUUUGCAGGAGGAAAAGGAGGUCAGCGCAGGGCUGAUGAAGCGCAUCGAGCACCUCAAGAGCGAGGCCGAGGGGACCAGCAAGGCGAUGGAGCAGCUAAAGGCCGAGAAUGAAGAGCUUAAGGAGAUGAAUCGUGACUUAACCAUGUUCAUCAGCGGACAGGAGAAGCUGCGCGAGUUGGAGGAGGAGGGCAAAGUUGAGCACGGGGAAUUGGAGGAGGGGACGGUGGGUGUUGCGGAGACUAAUACUGGGGGGAAGAGAAAAGGGAAGGGGAAGGGCAAGGGGAAGAACUAGGGAGGCUGUGUUUGCCUGGCUUGGGACCUGGGAGUCUCAUGAGAGGCUAUUGGGCGUGGAGAACGGCGGAAGAACUUUGCUGCCGGUGAUUUCUCGGCGGAUGACCGCGGACUGUACGUAGGGAUUACAAGCUCUCCUGACCGUCAGCCGAGUCGGAAAGCACAUCUUCGGGUUCUCAUCCAUUUCGAGUCUUUUAAGACCCUUUACAAUCACAUGCAAAUUCGCAAGGCUUGGUCGACUGCAACACUAAUUG
This is a messenger RNA of Chaetomium strumarium, 2805 nucleotides long. RefSeq lists its product as uncharacterized. Gene Ontology annotation, cellular component: cytoplasm. The coding region runs from base 288 to 2552 and encodes 754 amino acids. Gene Ontology annotation, biological process: protein ubiquitination; Ras protein signal transduction. Gene Ontology annotation, molecular function: zinc ion binding; ubiquitin protein ligase activity. The record is from RefSeq and is a predicted model, not a curated record. Lineage: Eukaryota; Fungi; Ascomycota; Sordariomycetes; Sordariales; Chaetomiaceae. The transcript has 3 exons.